Messenger RNA from Ricinus communis (castor bean), 1453 nucleotides. RefSeq names its product meiotic nuclear division protein 1 homolog. The coding region runs from base 326 to 1006 and encodes 226 amino acids. The record is from RefSeq and is a predicted model, not a curated record. Gene Ontology annotation, cellular component: nucleus. The transcript has 10 exons. Gene Ontology annotation, biological process: reciprocal meiotic recombination. Gene Ontology annotation, molecular function: double-stranded DNA binding. Lineage: Eukaryota; Viridiplantae; Streptophyta; Magnoliopsida; Malpighiales; Euphorbiaceae.
GUUAUUACAGAUUUGUUCUCAUUAGGUUAUAAUGGCUCCUAUCCUACGUGAGCCAACCAUUGCUUAUGUGGAAAGAAGGGCAUUUUUAGUCUCAUAUUAAGUUAACAGAGAAGAAACAUAUUGAAACUCAUCGUCUCACGGUGUAGUUAAAACGGUAAGUUUCAUCAAAGGACAAUCAAGCAAUUUCCGUAAUAGAGGGCAAAAUUUCCCGCCAAAUCUCAAUGUGCUUUAUCUGUUAGCUUCCUCUGCACAUUACUUGAAAUUUUAAUUGCUCAAUCGGCUUUCUAUUCUUCUUCAACAACUGCGCGAGAACUAUUAUUUCUUGAUGUCUAAGAAGCGAGGGCUUUCGUUGGAUGAGAAACGUGAGAAGAUUCUUCAAAUAUUUUACGACUCACAGGACUUCUUUCUCCUUAAGGAACUUGAGAAGUUGGGGCCCAAAAAAGGCGUGAUUAGCCAGUCUGUGAAAGAUGUUGUCCAGAGCUUAGUUGAUGAUGAUCUUGUUUCAAAAGACAAGAUAGGAACUUCAGUAUAUUUUUGGAGUCUUCCUAGCUGUGCCGGAAAUCAGUUGAGGAAUGUAUACUGCAACCUUGAAUCUGAUCUGCAAAGCAGUAAGAAGCGGUAUGCAGAACUCGUUGAUCGGUGUGAUGGAUUGAAAAAAGGGCGUGAGGAAUCUGAUGACCGAGAGGAGGCAUUAGCCGACUUAAAAGCAAUUGAAUUAAAGCAUAGUGAGCUGAAGGAGGAGAUGGGACAAUAUGCAGACAAUGAUCCUGCUGCCUUUGAAGCAAUGAAGACAGCUAUUGAAGUCGCCCAUGCCGCAGCUAAUAGAUGGACAGACAACAUCUUCACGUUGCGACAAUGGUGUUCGAACAACUUCCCCGAGGCCAAAGAGCAGCUUGAAAACAUGUACAAGGAGAUGGGAAUAACAGAUGAUUUUGACUAUUUGGAGCCUUUAUCAGUCGUUCCACUCAGCUCAGUGGACCAUCAGAUUCUGGAAUCCAAUCCUUAAAUGACACAAGUUGGUUUAUGUUCUUUUCAAAGGUACAGUUGCAGAUAAUGCAAGAGUGGGAACAAAACAUUACCUCCAAAAUUACGGAGCAUAUACGAUUUUGCUUUGCCUGCUUUAGGUACUAUUGUCAUUGCUCAGAGUUUAUGGGAUGCAGUACCGUAGAAAUUAGAUCAUAGAUCAUUCCAUUCACACCCUCCUGGUAUGCCUGUAGGUUAAUCCAAUACGUGUGCGUUCCAUGUACUGGUCAAACAUUUGGCUAUGGUUGAACUCGGUGUUAGCUUGCUGCCAUCUUUCCCUCGUUAAGCAGUUAAAAGCAAGAGAUACAGAUGCAAAUCUCAUGAUUAAAGAAUCAUAGCAAUUCCGCAGUUCUCACGAUCAAAUUGAUAACAGCUAUCUGUUUAUUGGCUGAACCAUUUUAUUUUAGUGUUCAACUGUCCUUUAAGUCAA